Molecule: messenger RNA, 1353 nt
Organism: Fonsecaea multimorphosa CBS 102226
Lineage: Eukaryota; Fungi; Ascomycota; Eurotiomycetes; Chaetothyriales; Herpotrichiellaceae
Exons: 3
Coding region: 1-1353 (450 amino acids)
Biological process (GO): carbohydrate metabolic process; fungal-type cell wall organization
Cellular component (GO): fungal-type cell wall
Molecular function (GO): glycosyltransferase activity; hydrolase activity, hydrolyzing O-glycosyl compounds
Source: RefSeq, a predicted model, not a curated record
AUGACGGGCGGAGUCUGGCAUUCGCUCAUCUUCGUUGCCGCCGCGUUGGCACCUACGGUCUUUGCUCAGACAACCUGCGGCGGUGGUGUUCAGUGUCCUUCAGAUACCCCCUGCUGUUCGCAAUAUGGUCAGUGUGGUGUUGGCGCCUACUGUCUAGGGGGAUGUGAUCCCGUCAACUCGUUCAGCCUCGAUUCCUGCGUUCCCGCGCCUGUCUGUCAAUCUCAAACCUAUGACUUUAGUAAUCUCGACGGGAUCAUGCCCAAUACCAAGUAUCUGGGAGAUCCCACUACCGCCGAUUGGGUCUCUUCCGGCAGCCCCUUGGAAUACAACAACUCGGUGCUCCUGACCAUGGCCGAAGGAACAGUGGGGACACUGCUGGCUAGCACACGCUCCGUGUGGUAUGGCAAAAUCAGCGCGAGAUUCGCCACGUCUGCCGGUGCUGGUGUCGUCACUGCGUUCAUUCUGCUCGGUAAUUCCAAGGACGAAAUCGAUUUCGAGUUCGUGGGCACGCAGUUGACCAGUGCUCAAACAAACUUCUACUCCCAGGGUGUACCAGUCUACACCAACGGCGGUAAUACUACUGGCCUCUCGGACGUGCACGCAAACUUCCACGAAUAUGAAAUUGAUUGGCAACCUGACAGCAUUACUUGGUCGAUUGAUGGCAACGCAGUCCGUACCCUGAACCGUGAAGACACCUGGAAUGAGACGGCAAACCGAUAUUACUAUCCUCAAACGCCGUGCCAAGUGCAGCUGUCACUGUGGCCGGGCGGUCUCGCGUCCAACGGCGAAGGCACCAUCGAAUGGGCUGGAGGUCUUGUGCAAUGGGACUCACCAUACAUGACCAACGGCUACUACUACGCCCAGUUCGACGAGGUUACGGUACAGUGCUACGAUCCGCCUGCAGGCGCAAACGUCAACGGCAGCAAGUCCUACAUCUUCACCGACCCGGCCAUGACCAACAACACCGUCGAAAUCACCAACGACAACACCGUACUUAAAUCGUUCCUUGGUACCGGCACCAACGAGUCGGCUGGCAGCAACACGGCCAGCUCAAGUGGCUCGUCCAAGACGACUCAACCGGCCACUGUUCCCGGUCUUUCUGGUGGCGGCACUGGCAGCAACGGUGGGCGUGGCGACAACACCACGGGCAGCAGUGAUAGCGGAAGCGGUGACAAUUCCGGCUCGGGAAGUAGCAGUGCCAGCGCCACAGGAGCUGCGUCGACAGGGUUCGUGCAAGGCGACGGAGGCGACUCUUCCAACGGGGCGGGCCAGAUUGGCGGCAAGAGUGAAACGGUGCUCAAGGGAAGUCUGUUUGCCGUGGUUGUUGCAGUUGUUGGAUUGUGCAUCAUGUAA